AUGGGUAAAAUUGAAUCUGGAUGUUGUCGUAUUGGUGAUCGAUGUUUAAUUAUGCCAAAUCGAACUCGUGUUGAAAUAACAAAUAUUUAUUAUGAAGAUAUUGAAACAGAUUCAUGUGUAUGUGGAGAAAAUGUUCGAUUGAAACUGAAAAAUGUUGAAGAAGAAGAAAUAUCUUCUGGAUUUGUUUUAUGUGAUAUUGAACAAGAAGCAUCAGCUGUUGAAGUUCAAUUAAAAAAAUUAAUAACUUUAAUUGACCGUAAAACAGGUGAACGAACACAAGAACAUCGACGUUUUAUUAAACACAAUCAAGUUGCAAUUGCAAGAUUUGAAUUAACUCAAUCAGAUGAAACAAUAUCUAUGGAACCAUUUAAACGUUUUCCUCAACUUUCUCACUUCAUGUUACGUGAUGAAGUGAUGGUCGAACCGUUGUUAUUGGUAAAGUUCUUAAAAUAGUCGAGUAAAAACUUUUCUUUGUUUGUUGUUAUUUCAUAUUAAUUCUCUUUGAAAAAAAAAAAACAUACACACAAUCUAUGGAUAAAACAUUUGUUAUGCAUCUAAUUUAAAGAAGAACAUUAAAAUAAAAUGAAAAAAAAAUCAUUUGUCUUUUUCGUUUGGAGAUUUUAUUUUUCUCUCUCUCUCUCUUUCUGAUGUUAUUUUCACGUU
Rotaria sp. Silwood2 is the source of this 663-nucleotide messenger RNA. The record is from the annotation of a GenBank genome assembly. Lineage: Eukaryota; Metazoa; Rotifera; Eurotatoria; Philodinida; Philodinidae.